AUGGUCUCUGUUGUGGGCUACAUCUUCAUGAUCCCCUCAGAUUACUAUGCUGAGUUGUUUGGGGAUGCUCUCAUGCACCCUUACUUCAGCCGUCCGACGACGACGGGCGGAUCUAGACCGGUUUCGAUUGAAAACAAAACGAGGCGGAUUCUAGGACAGAUAUCGCUGCCAGACAAUCAUAUAUUGGCCAUCAACGUCUCUCGGCUCAGUCUAGCAGCCGCAGCUGAACAUGAUCUCACCUACUUGGUGCAGCUAGCUUUACCGGCAUUGCAAGCCACCCAUGUGUUGGACGAGAUCGUGGAAAAUGAAGUACACCCCGGAACAGCUUCAAAAGAGGCUGCCACGCCGUUUGUGGCUCCGGAUGGACGAGACAUUUUGCAGCAAUCCGUCUUGUGCUCGCCUCCAAAGUCCUUCGAAGCUCGGCCUCUAUUGGGGCAGUUCCUGGCCGACAGGUCGAAGCACCGGUCGUCGACCAACGUUCGCGCCGCGAACGGUUUGGGACUGUCCAAGUACGUCUUUGGUCGUGGUCUCAAUUUGCGACCCUGA
Molecule: messenger RNA, 546 nt
Organism: Grosmannia clavigera kw1407
Lineage: Eukaryota; Fungi; Ascomycota; Sordariomycetes; Ophiostomatales; Ophiostomataceae
Exons: 5
Coding region: 1-546 (181 amino acids)
Source: RefSeq, a predicted model, not a curated record